Molecule: messenger RNA, 714 nt
Organism: Aegilops tauschii subsp. strangulata
Lineage: Eukaryota; Viridiplantae; Streptophyta; Magnoliopsida; Poales; Poaceae
Source: RefSeq, a predicted model, not a curated record
AUGAAGGCCUCAGCAGUAACGAAGGCGGCGAAGGCCACGGUGGCGAAGUGGAAGGCGACUGCUUCCUCCUCGUCCAAGCGGUAUCGGACCCCAUCGCCUUCCCCUUCGGGUAGCACCUUGGAGGCCGAGUUUGACCUUCGAUCUUUCAGGCCGGCGAGGAAGAGGAAGCUAGCGGAGGAGGAGGUGGAGGAAGAGGACAUGGAGACGCUGGCCCAGAGGGUGGCGAAGAGGGCCAAGGCCUCGACGAGCGACAAGGCCCCGGCGGAACGGCAGCAGCAGGAGCCGCCGAGGGCCACCCCCAACACGCCGCCCCUCUCGACCAUGCCGCCCCGAGGGGCGUCCCCGGCAAGGGCAUCCACCACCAAGCCCAUGCAUAUGGAAGAGGGGGAGGUGAACUUGGGUGCUGGGGGUUCUGCCCCGGCAACGAAUGCUGGCGGGGAGGGCGCCACUUCUUCCCAGCCUGCUGUGGAACCUUCCUCGGCGGCCCGGGGGGACAUCGACACCGUCAUCGAGGAGGUCGCCAGGGACGCCGAGGCCGAGGCCGAUAAGAUCGCCACCGAGGAGGCCGCUAAGACUACCGCUGAAGAGGCUGCCAAGGGGCCUGCCGGGGAGGCCGGCAAGGCCGAUGUCGAGAAAGCCCAAGAGGCGGCGAAGGAACAGGCCGCCAAGGACGAGGCCGCUCGGCACCAGUACCAGGCCGAGCUGAACUACUAG